Hibiscus syriacus is the source of this 1662-nucleotide messenger RNA. RefSeq names its product cation/H(+) antiporter 4-like. Gene Ontology annotation, molecular function: antiporter activity. Gene Ontology annotation, cellular component: membrane; endomembrane system. Lineage: Eukaryota; Viridiplantae; Streptophyta; Magnoliopsida; Malvales; Malvaceae. Bases 1 to 1662 code for a protein of 553 amino acids. Gene Ontology annotation, biological process: proton transmembrane transport; regulation of pH. The transcript is spliced from 3 exons. The record is from RefSeq and is a predicted model, not a curated record.
AUGAUUCACAUAACUUACUUUCUUGCGACGACGUAUGCCGGGAUUUCGUUCCCCGUCAUACAUGACCUUCUCAUGGAGUUGAGAAUCCUGAAUUCGGAACUCGGUAGGCUAGGAUUAGCGGCUGCGCUUAUUGGUGACAUGAUGACAAUAGUUAUUACGCUGUUUGGCAUCUGGUUGAACAAGUUGUUUCAACAACGAACAGAAGGGGUUCUAUUUCAUAUGGGAGUUACAAUGUUUGUUACUGUAAUUGCAGCGUUUGUGCUACGACCUGCGAUGAAAUGGAUGGCGAACCACACGACCGAGACUGGCCGUAUAAAAGAUGUAUGGUUCUAUGUCAUCGUUGUGGCCUUCAUGGUGGCACCUUUGCUUGCCGGAACGAUUGGUUUACAAACCAAAUAUGGUCCGAUCAUUCUUGGUUUGGCUGUACCGGAGGGACCACCUUUGGGUUCUUCUCUAGUCGAGAAGCUAGACCCUGUUAGUUCGGAACUAUUUUUGCCUGUGUUCCUUGCAACAUCCGGCAUGAGGUUCAAUCUAUCUGACAUUAGAGACCCUUCCCAGUACACCAAGGACCAUGUGGUUGGAGCCGCGGUCACACUUUUUGUCAAAUUUGGGGUCUCUUUGGUGCUGACCAUGUUCUGCAAGAUGCCCAUAAAGGAUUCUUUAGCAUUUUCUCUUAUCAUGAUAUCCAAAGGCAUCGUUGAGAUUGCUUCCUACAGCAACAUGAAAGACAUGACAAUUAUGUCGGAUGAAAUGUUUUGUUACUUGACGAUUAUGAUCAUUCUAGUGUCAAGCAUUGUGCCAAUACUUGUGAAAAGGCUUUAUGAUCCAUCUAGGAAGUAUUUAUGCUUUCAGAAAAGGACCAUCAUGAAUACCAAACUCAACCAGGAGCUGCGGAUGAUCAGUUGCAUUCACGUACCGGACAAUGUUAACUCUAUUAUCAGCCUACUGCAUGCCUGCUGUCUAACCAGAGACAGCUUCAUUGCUCUGGAUGUUCUUCACCUAGUCAAGCUCCGUGGACGAGCCACACCAAUUUUCAUUGCUCAUGACGCGCUACCGAAAACCAAGUCGAACUGUUCGUACUCUGAGAACGCAAUCGUCGCUUUCAGUGAGUUCCAGCGAAAUUAUUUGGAGUCUGUAUCGGUGAAAGUUUUCACUGCAGUCUCACCACCGAAUUCUAUGUACGAGGAUAUAUGUAAGCUUGCCAUGGACCGACUAACAUCGUUUAUACUACUUCCGUUUCACCGGUGGUGCAUCGACGGGAGCACCGAAUCUGAAGAUCAAACCAUCAGAAAUCUGAAUUUCCAUAUCCUUGAAAUGGCACCUUGCUCGGUAGGUAUCCUUGUCGACGUACGCCACAAUCUUAAUAGCUUCAAUUUCACAGAUAAAUCAUCAUCAUCACAUAACUCCUCGUCCUACAACAUUGCUGUGAUCUUCAUGGGGGGACAAGAUGAUAGAGAGGCUCUAGCCUUAGCUAAACGAAUUUCUCAAGAUGAAAGUGUUAGCCUUACUGUAAUUCAUCUCAAAUCCAGCAACAGAUUAGACACCUUUCGGGCUGAGAUUGAUCGAAUGCUUGAUGAGGAGAUGUUGAGUGACAUCAAAGAAAGUGUAAAGUCAACGUACCUUGAGGAACAAGUAACUGAUGGAACUGAAUCUGCAAGGUAG